Messenger RNA from Engraulis encrasicolus (European anchovy), 8708 nucleotides. RefSeq names its product kinesin family member 21A (gene kif21a). The transcript has 35 exons. Gene Ontology annotation, cellular component: microtubule associated complex. Gene Ontology annotation, biological process: mitotic spindle organization; microtubule-based movement; spindle elongation. The coding region runs from base 383 to 5188 and encodes 1601 amino acids. The record is from RefSeq and is a predicted model, not a curated record. NCBI's taxonomy places the organism in Eukaryota, Metazoa, Chordata, Actinopteri, Clupeiformes, Engraulidae. Gene Ontology annotation, molecular function: ATP binding; microtubule motor activity; microtubule binding.
GACAGUGAAAGUGUAUGAGUGUGAAAGAGGACUUUUCUUUAUGGCCCCGGUGCCCAGUGCACACCAUGCUGAAAUGAGACGCUCUGGUCCGCCAGUGCCAGUCACUCCGCUCGCCGAGAAGGGUGGGAGACGUGUACCUGCAAAAUGUUGUCCACUGCAAAGGAAUACAGCAGUCGUGUAUUUGCUGAGCUAAAUGCAGACGUAUAGUUUUUUCGACAAUGUGUGGGGUGAGAACAAGGAGGUGAGAGCGCGGACUGUUGCUUGCCCUCUCCGUGUUUCAGAAACUGCGCACUCUCGCCAGUCUGACGCCAGGGAGGCGCACAGCUUGCCGUCCUAGACAGACUGGUCAUUUUUUCCACCUGCGAAACAAUAACACGCCGAAAUGAUGUCUGUGGGACAGGACGAGAGCUCCGUUCGUGUGGCUCUACGGAUUCGGCCACAGCUGGCGCGGGAGAAGAUCGAGGGAUGCCACAUCUGCACGUUCGUGACCCCCGGCGAGCCCCAGGUGAUGCUGGGCAAGGACAAGGCCUUCACCUACGACUACGUCUUCGACAUGGACUCGCAGCAGGACAGCAUCUACGCCAACUGCACCGAGAAGCUGAUCGAGGGCUGCUUCGAGGGAUACAACGCCACCAUCUUCGCUUACGGCCAGACGGGCUCAGGGAAGACGUACACCAUGGGCACGGGCUUCGAUGUGAACCUGAUGGAGGAUGAGAGGGGCAUCAUCCCGCGCGCGGUGGAACACCUCUUCAAGGGCAUCGAGGAGAGAAAGCAGGCAGCCGUGGAGCAGGGACGCCCCGUACCAGAGUUCAAGAUCAAUGCACAGUUCCUGGAGCUCUACAAUGAGGAGGUUCUGGAUCUCUUUGACUCCACGCGUGACAUGGAGUCCCGUAAGCAGAAGUCCCACAUCCGCAUCCACGAGGACGCCAGCGGGGGAAUCUACACCGUGGGAGUCACCACGCGCACCGUGUCCUCAGAGGCCGAGAUGAUGCAGUGUUUGAAGCUCGGGGCCCUGUCCCGCACCACGGCGAGCACCCAGAUGAACGUCCAGAGCUCCCGCUCCCACGCCAUCUUCACCAUACACCUCUGCCAAGUGCGCGUCUGCACCAUGGACAAUCAAGGCGAGGAGACUGACAAUCGUCUGGCGAACGGCUCGUCGGAGAUGGACGAGUACGAGACGCUGACGGCCAAGUUUCACUUUGUGGACCUGGCCGGCUCGGAGCGGUUGAAGCGGACCGGCGCCACGGGAGAGAGGGCCAAAGAAGGCAUCUCCAUCAACUGCGGCCUGCUGGCGUUGGGGAAUGUCAUCAGUGCCCUGGGGGACCGCAGCAAGAGAACGUCCCAUGUGCCUUACAGAGACUCCAAGCUCACACGCCUCCUACAGGACUCUCUGGGAGGGAAUAGUCAAACGGUGAUGAUAGCCUGCAUCAGCCCGUCGGACCGUGACUUCAUGGAGACACUGAACACCCUGAAGUACGCCAACCGGGCGCGCAACAUCAAGAACAAGGUGGUGGUGAACCAGGACAAGGCCAGCCAGCAGAUCUCAGCACUCAGGACCGAGAUCGCACGCCUGCAGAUAGAACUCAUGGAGUACCGCACGGGUAAGCGCAUGGUUGGCGAGGACGGCAUGGAGAGCAUCAACGACAUGUACCACGAGAACUCCAUGCUGCAGACGGAGAACACCAACCUGCGCGUGCGGGUGAAGGCCAUGCAGGAGACCAUCGAUGCCCAGCGGGCACGACUCACACAGCUCCUCAGCCAACAGGCCAACCAGGCACUCGCCAACAUCGGUGAGGGGAGUGAGGAGAUCGGAAAUAUGAUUCAGAACUACAUCAAAGAGAUUGAAGAACUCAGGGCUAAGCUUCUGGAGAGCGAGGCGGUGAAUGAGAACCUGAGAAAGAACUUGUCCCGGGCUUCCGCCCACUCCUUCUACGGGGGACCCGGAUCCUUCCUGGGAGCCGGCCCUGACAAGGAGGCCUCGGACGUCAUCGAGCUUGCUAAGAAGGACCUGGAAAAGCUGAGGAAGAAAGAAAAAAAGAAAAAGAAGAGCAACGUGAAGGAAGAGAACCCAGACUAUGAUCCAGAGAAGGGCGUUGAGAAAGAGCAGGCAGAGCCAACCAAUGAGGACGCUGAAAUGGAUCAACAGGAAGGCAGUGAGCACGAGGAGGGCGAGGAAGAGGAGGAGGAUGAUGAUGAAGAGGAGAUGGAAGCUGAGGACAGCUCUGACGACUCUGACUCAGAGCUGGAUGAGAAAGAGAACUUCCAAGCCGACCUGGCCAACAUCACGUGUGAGAUCGCCAUCAAGCAGAAGCUGAUAGACGAGCUGGAGAACAGCCAGCGGCGGCUACAGGUCCUGAAGCAGCAGUACGAGCAGAAGCUGAUGAUGCUGCAGAGCCGCAUACGCGACACCGAGCUGGAGAGGGACCGUGUCCUGCAGAACAUGGGGUCCAUGGAGACCGGCACGGAUGAGAAGUCCAAGAAGAUCAAGGCGGAGUACGAGAAGAAGCUGAGUGUGAUGCACAAGGAGCUGCAGAAGCUGCAGUCGGCCCAGAAGGAGCAUGCGCGCCUCCUCAGGAACCAGUCGCAGUACGAGAAGCAGCUCAAGAAGCUCCAGUCCGAGGUGGUGGAGAUGAAGAAGAUCAAGGUGCGACUGAUGAGGCAGAUGAAGGAGCAGCAGGAGAAGAACCGCCAGUCGGAGACGCGCAGGAACCGCGAGAUCGCCACGCUCAAGAAGGACCAGCGUAAACAGGAGCAUCAGCUGAGACUUCUAGAAUCUCAGAAGAGGCAGCAGGAACUUAUUCUCCGCAGGAAGACUGAGGAGAAACAGUACUGUCACUUUUGCAAGACAGUCCUUCAAAUCACGGUUGCCACAAAGCAGCAAUCGGUGACUGCAUUGAGACGGCAGAUGAGACCGGUUUCAGGGAAGGUCAGUCGCAAGGUCAACCCUCAGGACUCUCCACAGGACUCUCGCCACGUCCAAUCAGGACGCUCUCAUACAGGCUCCUCCCUCAACGGAACAAGGCUGUACCAGCGGCGGACAGUAGGCGUGUAUUCCACCCGGGUGGCGCGUGGGAAGUGGCACACACUGGAGCGGCGCAUCUCUGACGUCAUCAUGCAGCGCAUGACCAUCUCCAACAUGGAGGCCGACAUGAACCGCCUCCUCAAGCAACGGGAGGAGCUGACCAAGCGUCGGGAGAAGGUGAGCAGGAAGAGGGAGAGGCUGGCGGCGGAGGCGGCAGAGGGGGCGGAGUCGGAGAAGGCCGUCCAGCCAAUGGCGGAGGAGCUGGAGUCACUGGUGGCCAACAUCGACUACAUCAACGACAGCAUCGCCGACUGCCAGGCCAACAUCAUGCAGAUGGAGGAGGCUAAAGAGGAGGGGGACACGGUGGACAUCUCGGCAGUGAUCAGCUCCUGCACCUUGUCAGAGUCGCGCUACCUCAUGGACCACUUCAUGACCAUGGCCAUUAAUAAGGGUCUGCAGGCUGCUCAGAAGGAGUCUCAGAUCAAGGUGAUGGAGGGCCGCUUGAAGCAGAUCGAGAUCAACAGCGCCACUCAGAAUCAGCUCCUCUUCCACAUGCUCAAAGAGAAGGCCGAGCUCAACCCAGAGCUGGACGCCUUGCUGGGCAACGCGCUGCAAGAGCUAGGUAAUAUGCCACUCGCAGGGGAUGCAGAUGACAGCAGCAGUGACGAGUCAACACAAAGCCCAUCAGCAGAGGGAAACAGUCUGACCUCUGACCUCAUGAAACUCUGUGGAGAGAAGCCCAGGAGCAAGGCGCGCAGGCGGACCACUACUCAGAUGGAGCUCCUGUACGCCAGCACGGCCGGCGACAUCACCCCCGACACCCCCACCGGUGACUUCUCCGGCGCUCUUCACCCAUUGGCCGAAGGAGCUCCUCCAGACGGUGGCAGUGGAGACCUGGACACCACCAGCCCCUCCGUCAGCAGGGACAGCAGGGACUUCAUGGCUCCGGUGGCCGCCUUCUCCUCCUCCAAGCAGGGGAGCAUCUCCGGUUCCCGAUCGGCAUCAGGGCUUGACAAAAGAGUGCCGGAGCCCUCCCCCCUCGCCCGACGCAAGUCCUAUGACAAGGCUCAGGCCCUGGCAGACAGGGCUAAGAACAAGGAGCUCAAACAAGGAGUGAUUAGCCCAGUGCCGGUGCCCAAGGGUGGCCGGCCCGGGACACUGCAGUGUGUCCACGUGGCGGAGGGCCACAGUAAAGCUGUGCUGUGCGUGGACUCCACUGACGACCUCCUAUUCACCGGGUCAAAAGAUCGUACGUGUAAGGUGUGGAACCUGGUGACUGGCCAGGAGAUCAUGUCUCUGAGUGGACACCCCAACAAUGUGGUGUCGGUACGCUACAGCUCCAGCCUGGUCUUCACCGUCUCAACGUCCUACAUCAAGGUCUGGGACAUACGCGACUCGGCCAAGUGCAUACGCACCCUUACGUCCUCUGGGCAGGUGAGCACGACGGAUGUGUGUGCCUCCAACACCAACCGCACGGUGUCCAUCCCGACUGGAGAGAACCAGAUCAACCACAUAGCGCUCAACCCCUCCGGCACAGCCCUCUACGCCGCCGCCGGCAACUCCGUACGCAUGUGGGACCUCCGGAGGUUUGUGUGUACAGGAAAGCUUACUGGUCACUUAGGACCUGUUAUGUGUCUGACUGUGGACCAGACCAGUAAUGCACAGGACCUGGUUUUCACUGGAUCAAAAGACCAUUACAUAAAGAUGUUUGACGUGGCCGAGGGUUCCCAGGGAAGCUUGAGUCCGACACACAACUUCGAGCCCCCCCACUACGAUGGCAUCGAGUCGUUGGUGGUGCAGGGCGACUGUCUCUUCAGCGGCUCCCGGGACAACGGGAUUAAGAAGUGGGAUCUCUCUCGCAAGGACCUACAGCAGCAAGUGCCCAAUGCGCACCGUGACUGGGUAUGUGCCCUGGGCGUGGUGCCCGGGUCGCCGGCGCUGCUGAGCGGGUGUCGGGGCGGCGUGCUGAAGCUGUGGCACUCGGACACGCUGGCGCCGCUCGGGGAGCUGAAGGGGCACGAGAGCCCCAUUAACGGCAUCUCCACCAACAGCAGCCUGCUCUUCACCGCUGCAGACGACCGGACUGUGAAGAUCUGGCGUGCCAAGGGGUCUCUGGAUGCCAGUGCUGAUCUGAUGGACAACACAGAGGAGGCUGCAGCCAGCUAGGCAGAGUGGCAGCCUUGUCUCAGGCUUAUCCUCUCCUCUGAGGAAGGGAUGCUGAGGGCUGGCUGAGCUGAGAAUGUCAACAGGACACACAGCAGCCACGAUUUGCACUUUUAAACCCCCCACCCCCCCACCCCUGCAGCAGCAAUGGCAGAAACAGCAGCUUUUUCCCCAAUAUAUGUUAUUCACGUCUCCUAUAUCAUCCUCGUUGAUGUGAUCCUAUCGCUCGAUCGAUCUCGGAGCUCCUUGACUCUCUGUUGUUCACCGUGAGCUUUUCUCACUCACCAAGCAAAAGGAGUCCCAUGCUGCUGCCUUCAUGUUCCAUUGGGUGUGGCCUCGUCUAUUCACGAAUGAAUCUGAGCUCCGUUUUGACAGCUUUGCCUUAGGGUUUGGGGAUUCCAAGUAGUGGGGUUGAAUGACUAAACAAAAAACUCAUCGAGAGUAGUAAACCUGCUUUUAAAAAAAUGAAUCAUGUAGCUUCCCUCUGCUAAUGGAUCGAAGGCCGCAGGGUUUUAGAGGAGGUAUACCAACAACUCAUCGUUUCUCAAAGAUAAACUUGCUUUUUGGAAUACCACCUCUGAGCCUUGAAGUCUAUAUCUUUAGCGCUGUUAACGUGAAGUCUUGUGGCUGGUCGAUGGCCAGUGUUUGUAUUUUAGCUGAUUGUCACCACGUUCUCUCAAGCCCCUCUGUCAUGUGCUUGGUUGCCAGAUGAGGCGAUGAUUUCCAGCCCAAAAAAUGCUCAAAACCCGCCUGGAAGCACUAAAUCCCGCCAUUCUAUUGAUUUCUAUGGCCUAAAAUUUGGCGUUUUUUCCUGCAAAAUGCCAUUUUUACCUGCAGACGGCCAUCCUAAGCAGCCCAAUUUGGUUGGAAACUGCCCAAUCUGGCAACACUUUGUGACAGUUAAACAGGAGAUGGCUUAAGAAUUAGCGGUGAACAGCUGCUACCGUGCACACCCACCCCUGCAGAAGACAGCCCUGGACAGCCAUAGGGAGGGAUGAUUGCCAUCACUGCAUGGGAAGCAGACUGCACGUCGCGAGAUGAUAGCUUUUUUGGUGGGAAUGGGCUGGACUCACCAUAACCCCCUUACAAAUGUGCCUCUGUGUGGUCUUGCGUUUGCUGGUACCCCUAAAGAGAUGCUUGCCAAAGCUCUUGUCAUCACCAUGCCACGACAACAAUGAAACAACGCCAUAGAAGUAGAAUACUAUCACAAUCAAUUGACAGUGUAACUCAUUUUGGUGUAGUAGUGUCACCUAGCUAGACGUUCUCCUUUUUCACCGCCGCACCGUACAUGUACCGUAAGAAACUCAAUUUGUGAAUCUCCUGUUUGAAGUUGUCAUUGCUCCACGUUACUGUAGGUAAAUGUUAAUCUCUCAUGUGAACUCAUAUUUCCUGCUGCUCAAGUUGAACUCUAACCUUUGACCUUAGAAGGCUUCCUUUUUUAGGCAAGGCGUGGAGUAGUCCGAAGCAAAAUGGCUCUCUUGUUCCUCUGUACUGUACAUAAUAUUGAUUGGUAGGGUGACGGAAAAGGAGCAUUCCUGUGCCUGUAAGCCUAAAUAAUGUAGACCAGCUUUUGCAUAAAUCUGGUUCAUGUAAAACUGUUGUGUGCACUAUAGCAGCCAUCGUCAUUGGCUUUAUUUAACUUCAGAUGUGUCUGGGAGCCUGGAGCCUGUGAACUUGUCCCUAAGACACACUACGCUGUGUGGAGAAACGAAGCAGAAGCGCUUGCUGAUGAGUGUAAACCGACAGAAUAUUGUGCUGUAAUGGAAUUACACUGUAUCAUCAGAUUAUAUGGUUUGUAAUUAAUUACGCUGUAAUGACAGAUUAUACUUGUACUAUAAUUAAUUGGAAGUGGCUAACAGACAUGAAACCACUAUGUACGGUAAGCAAAAGGACCAGUCUAAUUAGAAAUUUCUCUCUGUGCAAGUGUUUCUGCUACAAUUCUGCACUUGUUGUAGUAGACUAUGGGUUAACAAUUGUCCAAGUGUAGGAGUGAAGCUGUGUAUGCGUGUACUAACCAUAGGUCUUAAGAUAUCUUCAUUCAAGCUGGAAUUCAUGCAAAACAUUCUACAUGUACUAAGACAUGGGGUGAGUGAAGAAACUAGAUCUGGGAGACAGACAACUGUCCACACACGGUUUUCCAUCCAACUUGUUCAUCAUGUUGGAAAUAAUGUCCUUGCUGUGAAAACACAGAAAAUGUAUUUAUUUUCAUCUUGAUUGUCUUCAAUGCCUGCUGGUUUAGUAUAGAUGGCUAUCGUGGCACGAAAACAAAGCUCAUAAGGCCAAACAAAGCUCAGCCUGAGUGACCAGUCUCACGUAGUAGCUCCCUUUCAGAAGCAGGCUUAACUUAUGUCUACAUCAAAUGCCUCUGUAUCUCACUGGACAAAGCCACAAAUACAGUAAUCAGAGCUCUGAAUCUGAUAGUGACAGUAACUGGAAGUCCAUCAAUUUUAGCUCACUCACAAAUGCCUGUGGUAGGCAGCAGUCUAGACGCCCCUAGCGGCCGCAAAUUGAAUCGCUUGGCUAAGGCAGACCAUAUAGCAUAUUAAUUGAAGCUUGCCCUCUCCAAAGAUUAAACACUGUACAUUCUUCAGUGUUAAUUCAACACUCCAAGAGUAUGACCAACACUAUGCGUGUCCUAUUCAACCCCCUAAGUGUUGAAAUAACUCUGUGAAAUAAAGGACUUUUCACUGUUGAAUGGUAGACAACUCGCUCUUCCCACUACAGUUCAAGAGUUUGUCGCCUGGCUUUUGAAUGUUGCAGUUGCUAAAUAUUAACUCACCGUAAAAAAACAUUGCAAGCCAGUUUAACAUAAAAAAGUGAGUUGCCCUGCUGCCUUAAGUUUGUAAGUUAAGUCAACUCGAGGUUUAACUCAAUUUGAGGCUUUCUCAAGUUGAGUUAACUUACAAACUUAUGGCAGUGUGGCGAUGUUUAACUGGCUGCAAUGUUUGACAGUGCUGAUGUGAACAGGCUGAAUGGAAACCCGCACUCUGCACAGUUAUACAGUAUAGAGGGUAACACUUUACUUGACGCCGGUGUCAUAUGCAUGUCAUAAUUUACAGUGUCAUAACAGUGUCAUGGCAUAGGUAUGCACGUGUCAUAAAUAUUAUGUCCAGGUUGAUUUUGCCAUAACCGAAUAUCACUUAACAGUCAUAAAAUGUUUAUUACAUGGCAUAAUAUUUAUGGCUUAUCUAUGACUGUGUCAUGACACUGUAAUGACAUGCUGACACUGACACUGACACUGUAUUAUGAUGACACUGUAAUGACAUGCCUAUGACACCGGCGUCACGUAAAGUGUCAUCGUAUAGAGCACUGUAAUCCCUGUUCACGGUGUAACGUCGUCUGCUUCAUGUGCUGCUGCACAGAGCAGUCCUGUGUAGUGAUCUGAUUGUAUUUUUUUUCAUUUAUGUGUUUAUGUGUAUGAACUUCGGAAUCCUGAUCUUUUUUUCUGUUUUAGUUUGCAGACAGCCCAUUGAAAUCUAACAAUGCAAGUGUCUGAUGUUACUUGAAUUAAAUGACAUCUGUC